AUGUUCUACUACGGGCAUACCUAUCCUUACGAGCCGUCCCACUACCCUGGGAUGGCGGCGCCCGCGGUUCCGCCUCCGCCGCCCACGGGGGGGAUCAACUCGGUCCUUGAGUAUGACCUCAACCACAUGGCGGCAUUUGCCCUGUGGUGUGCUUUCGGCAUGCUCAAGCGGCCCCGCACUCCGUCGAAGGAGUUCGAGCAGUUGAUGGUUCUGGUCCUUUUCGCCACACGGUUGCCAAAGCUGACGAUCAUUAUUGGCCUCGAGUACAUGAACCAGCGGUUCCACGCUUCACGUUCGACCCACAACGACUCGUUACUGGGGCACGACGUGUUUGUCCACCUAAUCGUGGCGUUGGUGCUCGCCAACAAGUUCAACGACGAUAACACUUUCACUAAUAAGCUGUGGUGCGGUGCCACCGGGCUUCAGUUGACUCAGCUCAACCAUCAAGAAGCCGCAUGGUUAGCCGCCUGCAAAUGGAAUAUGAACGUUGUCAAUUUUGAACUGAAUAUUCUUACCCUUGAAGAUUGCUGGCGUCUGUGGAUGGAGAGCCGCGAACCUGUUGUCGCCAUGCCUCCUCCCACGUUGCCGCCAACUCUGGUUGCCCUGCCGAUGAGUCCCUUCGAUGCUCACUACCAGGCCACCCCAAUGACUCCCUCCUACUCAAGCUAUCUGGGUGCAUACCAGGCUUACUCUCUGCCGCAGUACACCCAAUAUUCGCUGGCUUAUGGAAGCCACAACUACGUACCCACACAUGGCCCGCUUCAGGCUCCGUUCACUCAGCCGAUGCCGGGUUACGUGGGCUUUCUGCUGCCCCACAACUAUCAAUCGCCAGUGUUUGAUCCGGUGAUUCAAUACGCUCAAAAGUCCAUCCAUCAGAACCCAUACUACUACAAUGUAUUUUGA
Messenger RNA from Diutina rugosa, 903 nucleotides. RefSeq names its product Clg1p (gene CLG1). Gene Ontology annotation, molecular function: protein kinase binding; cyclin-dependent protein serine/threonine kinase regulator activity. The transcript has a single exon. Bases 1 to 903 code for a protein of 300 amino acids. The record is from RefSeq and is a predicted model, not a curated record. Gene Ontology annotation, cellular component: cyclin-dependent protein kinase holoenzyme complex; nucleus. Gene Ontology annotation, biological process: regulation of cyclin-dependent protein serine/threonine kinase activity. NCBI's taxonomy places the organism in Eukaryota, Fungi, Ascomycota, Pichiomycetes, Serinales, Debaryomycetaceae.